Messenger RNA from Miscanthus lutarioriparius, 972 nucleotides. The record is from the annotation of a GenBank genome assembly. NCBI's taxonomy places the organism in Eukaryota, Viridiplantae, Streptophyta, Magnoliopsida, Poales, Poaceae.
AUGGGGCGGCCGCCGUGCUGCGAUAAGGAGGGCGUGAAGAAGGGGCCGUGGACGCCCGAGGAGGACCUCGUCCUCGUCUCCUACGUCCAGGAGCACGGCCCCGGCAACUGGCGCGCAGUCCCCGCCAACACAGGGCUGCUGCGGUGCAGCAAGAGCUGCCGCCUCCGGUGGACCAACUACCUCCGCCCGGGCAUCCGCCGGGGCGGCUUCUCCGACCAGGAGGACAGGCUCAUCGUCCACCUCCAGGCGCUCCUCGGCAACCGCUGGGCCGCCAUCGCCUCCUACCUGCCCGACCGCACCGACAACGACAUCAAGAACUACUGGAACACGCACCUCAAGAAGAAGCUCCUCCUCCAGCAGCAGCAGCAGCGCGCCUCCACCGCCGCCGCCUCGUCGCUGCCACCGCCCAAGGGGCAGUGGGAGCUCAAGCUGCAGACCGACAUCGACCUCGCCAGGCGCGCCCUCCGCGACGCCCUCUCCGUCGACGCCGCCGCUGCCGCCGCCGGCCUGCCGGGGAUGGCCGCCGCUGGCUCGGCGCCGUCGGCGGCGUCCGCCGGGCCAGCAGGGGCUCAGGCGUGCGCGCUCACCGCGGGCAGCGUCGACAGGAUGAUGCUGGACGGGUGGGCGGCGGCUCCAGCGGCAGGGAGAGGGAGGAGCUGCGUCGUCAUCGGUGGCACCGUCAUCCCGGCCCCGGCAACGCCCGGCGCGGCCGACAGCGUGUCGGGGUCGUCGUCCGAGCUAACGACGGAGUGUUCUGGCUCCAUCUCCAGCGCCUCCAAUAAACGGGCCGCGCCGGUGGCUGCCGGGCACCAGCUGCUGCUCGUGCGCGAGGAGAAUACGACAUCGGCCGAGCAAGGGGAGGUGCCACUGUCGGCGAUCGAGUCGUGGCUGCUGGAGGACGCCGGCGGCGAGCAGAAGCUGGCGCACGAAGGCCUCCUGCUCGACGCCGUCCUGCAUAAUUUCGGUUUCUAA